AUGAGCGAAACGAAAGAGAAUUUGACACGAAUACGAGCCGUACGCGGGGGAAAUCGAGGAGUUAUCACAAAAUUAAUAAACGAAGCGGAAGGACUUUUAAAGGAAGAAAUCUUAGAACGAGGACGAUUGAACACGAUAACCAGUCUACUAGAAGAAAAACUGAAAUACGUAAAGGAUUUGGAUCAAAAAAUAAUCGAAAUUUGUGAAGUUGCAGACAUAGCAGCUGAAAUCGACGAGGCAGAAGAGUUAAUAUCGAGAGUUUUAGACACUCAGCGACAUAUAUUGGAGAAAAUACGCGAAGUCGAAGAAGUUCAAAGGGUACAGGAAAUACAAAGUAAGAGUCCGUCUAAUGUGCAUACGAAUACUGCGAACGAGGAGCCAAUCAGCGUCAAUGUCCGAGGGCUAGAGGCCCUGGGAGUCGAUUCCAGUCAAUAUGGCAGCCUAUUGAUACCAGUUGUCAUGUCGAAAUUACCACAAGACGUCCGACUUCAAAUUGCAAGAAAUACAGCACAAGAUGUGUGGGAAAUGUCAGAACUGUUAAGUGUUAUUCUAAAGGAAGUCGAAGCUAGAGAGAUAAGUGAUGGAAUUAAAGUAACUGCUGAGAAGGGCAAGAUUCCACCAACUAAGCCACCACCCCAUGGUUCUGCUGCAGCGCUGUUGGCUAAUGGUCAAACCUUUGGCAAUAAAAUUCAAUGUGUAUAUUGUUCUGGUAAUCAUUUUUCUGCCUCUUGCACCCAGACAAGUGAAGUACAGGCUCGACUAGAAAUCCUAAAACGAGAUCGACGAUGUUUUGUUUGCCUCAAAAGGGGACAUCGAAGUAAUCAGUGUUCUAAUCAAAGGGGUUGUAGACGAUGUAAUGGUAGACAUCAUCAGUCUAUCUGCAAUCAACAAAUUACGAAAACGAAACCUAAUGUGGAAGAACAAGCAGCCCCAACAAAUGGAAAUGAAGGUGUUCAUGGUACCCAAACCUUGCAACAAAUCCAAAAUCGAACUGAAAAUCCAAACCCUAAUACCCACACUGUUCAUGUACAGAGCACCACUGCUACAACUAUUGCGAAGGGACAUGUUAUGUUACAAACUGCGACUGCUGUAGCAACCAAUGUAGACGGAUCUAAAUCAUCGAAGGUGAAAAUUUUAUUCGACAGUGGAAGUCAACGCUCCUACAUCACUGAGGGCUUGAAGUCAAGACUAAACCUAGAGCCGAGGAAGACCGAAACGCUUCACCUCAACACCUUUGGCGAGCGAAGUUAUCGAAAGCAGAAAUGUGAAGUAUCACCAUUGGUACUCCGAAGCAACAAAAACGAAGAUGUUAUUAUUUCAGCACUUAGCUUUCCUGUCAUUUGUUCGCCGUUAAUUACGAAGAUUGAAGUAGAUCAGUAUCCCCAUUUACAAGGGUUGCAACUGGCGGACAGUUCCGAUUCAAACGAUUCCAUCGACGUCCUGAUUGGUUCCGACCAUUACUGGGACCUAGUAGAAGGUGAUACAGUCCGAGGAGAAUUUGGUCCAGUAGCAAUUGAUAGCAAGUUUGGUUGGCUUCUAUCUGGCCCAACCAACAAUGACUCAUUCAAUGAAAUAUGUACAACCAAUUUGGUAAUAUUGGGAAGUAGCGAUAACCAGUCAGAGACCACGCAAGAUCCGCUUGUUGAUAUGUUAAGGAAAUUUUGGGAGACGGAAUCGAUUGGCAUCAAAGGUGAUCCAGAGCCUAAAGAAUUUAUCGAGUCCUUCAACGAGAGUGUACAUUUCAACGGAAAACGAUACCAAGUCGAGUUACCAUGGAAACAAGAUUGCCCAUCAAUACCGAGUGAUUAUCAGUUGUGUGAAAAUCGCCUCAGAUCUCUUCAUCGCAAGAUGUUACAGCAACCAGAGUUAUUACAAGAAUACGACCAAAUUAUCCAACAGCAGAUACAAGAUGGUAUUGUAGAGAAGGUUCCAGACGAAGAAAUUGAAAUUACUAAUGAUGAAUCUGUUAAUUAUUUACCGCAUCAUGGAGUUAUACGACGAGAUCGUGAAACAACAAAGCUUCGAAUUGUCUACGAUGGAUCAGCCAAGCCACCAGAUCGUGAGUAUUCAUUGAACGAUUGUCUGGAGACAGGCCCUAACUUUAUCCCUCAGUUGUUUGACACACUGGUCAAAUUUAGAUGGCAUAGAAUUGGCCUAACUGCAGAUAUAGAGAAAGCCUUUCUCAUGGUGGCAAUUAACGAUCUUGAUAAAGACAUGUUACGUUUUCUAUGGCUAAAGGAACCAAACAAUCUGAGUUCAGAACUUGUACAGUUGCGAUUUACCCGCCUGGUAUUUGGCCUCCGACCAUCCCCAGCAAUUUUGAGCUCAACGAUCCGACAUCACUUGGAAACGCAAAAAGACGUCGACCCUCAAUUGAUCGAACUGCUAAAGAAAUCCCUCUAUGUUGACGAUUUCGUAUCAGGUGCAGACAACGAGAAGGAAGCUUCGGAAGUAUCAUCGAAUGCGAAGUUAAUUAUGCGAAAGGGAGCAUUUAACUUACGAAAGUGGAACACUAACUCGAGUAACCUUAAGAAGACAUUUGCAAAUCAAAGUUCUCCGAAUGCAACUAAUGUGAAAGGCGUCACAGAAGAAGACGAGUCUUAUGCAAAGACUGUCACUGCAACAACAAUUAAACCGAAUGACAACACAACUAAGAUAUCAGCAAAGAUCUUUGACCCGCUUGGCUUACUAAGCCCUUUUACUAUACAAUGGAAAGUGCUGUUCCAGUUGUUGUGUAACGAAAACAUCGAAUGGGAUGAUGAAUUAAUCGGCGAACAUUUGAAUAAAUGGAACUUACUAAUAUUAGAUCUUCAAUCUCUGAGCAAUGUGUGUGUACCAAGAUGUUACUUUGAAAUAGAUGGCAAGGUUCUUUCGAUUCAAGUUCAUUGUUUUAGCGACGCGUCAGAGAAAGCAUAUGCAGCAGCAAUAUAUCUUCGUUCGAAAUACGAAAGUGGUCUUGUAGAUGUCAAUUUGAUCGCAGCGAAGACCAGAGUCGCACCAUUAAAAAGGCAAACUAUACCUAGAUUGGAAUUACUCGGAGCGAACAUUCUUGCAAGACUCGCCAAUAACAUUCAGAAUGCCUUAGAAUUACCUCAAGAUGUCGAAAUUUAUUACUGGGUUGACUCGAAAACAGUGUUGUAUUGGAUAAAGAACGCCAAGCCGUGGAAGCAAUAUGUGCUUACAAGAGUGAAAGAAAUUCGUGAAUGCACCGCUCAAGAUUCGUGGAGACAUUGCCCAGGCUUAGAGAACCCUGCAGAUCUUCCGUCACGAGGAAUGAAUGCCAACAAAUUAGUAAACGAGAAACGAUGGUGGGAGGGCCCCGAAUUUCUGUACAAAUCCGAAACAGAAUGGCCGAAAAAGGUCGAGAACAAAGAAAACGAGGCCUCCAUGAAUGAAGUCGUAAAGAAUCCUACUACGGUAACCCAUACGUUGACUAACCUUUCAACCGAAUCCGUCCGGUUAUUUUCUCAUGCCAACAUCGGAGCAAUAAUGGAUUGCAACGAAUUCCACUCGAAGACGAAGUUGUUAAGAGUUACAACAAUGGUUCUGCGAGCUGUAAGGAAGAUGAAGCGUAUCGAAGUGGCGAAUGAAAGUGAACAAUUAAACGCUGAAAAUCUGAAAGAAGCGGAAAUGUUAUGGUUGAAAAGCAUCCAGUUAUCAGAAUUCUCUGAAGAAAUUCGACGUCUGAAUUCAAGUCACAAGAAUCCGAAUCAACUAAUCAACCAAUUGAAUCUCUACCUUGAUGUGGAAAAGAUCAUUCGAUGUAAGGGAAGACUUGAAUACUCAACGAUUUCAACCGAAGCCAAAGAACCAAUCCUCCUACCGUCUAGACACCACUUUACGAAGCUUAUAAUCGAAGAGGAGCACAAACGAGUUCACCACAACGGUAUCAAGUCAACUCUCAAUGGCGUACGAGAAAGUUACUGGAUAUUACGAGGAAGAGAAACAGUCAAGCGUGUUUUGAAAGGGUGUGUGAUAUGUAAGAAGAUUGAAGGUAAGGCGUUCCAGACUCCGAGAGAGCCAUCAUUACCUAGUUGUCGUGUAAGCGAUGAGCCGCCAUUUACAAACAUUGGCGUUGAUUUUGCGGGACCGUUGUUAGUAAAGGAAGGUGAUAAAACUGUGAAAUCGUACAUUUGUUUGUUCACAUGUGCGUCUACGAGGGCAGUACACUUAGAGUUAUUGAAAGAUUUAUCCACGAACAUGUUUUUGACGGCUUUUCGACGUUUCAUCAGCCGAAGAGGAAUGCCAAGAAAAAUUCUAACCGACAAUGCGAAAACUUUUAAAGCUGCUGCCAAGGAAGUAACCAAGAUAUAUCAUUCAAACCAUGUCAAACGUUAUCUCGCGGAUAACGGUAUUUCGUGGGAAUUUAUCACGGAAAAGGCCCCCUGGCAUGGGGGAUUUUGGGAACGUUUAAUCAAGAGCAUCAAACGCUGUUUAAAGAAGCAAAUCGGACGAACUUCGUCGACUUUCGAAGAACUUCGAACUAUCCUUGUAGAAAUCGAAGCAACCUUAAACAAUCGUCCAUUAACAUACAUAUAUGAUGAUGAACAAGGUGUCUCUUACCCUCUUACGCCAGCGAGUUUGAUUUAUGGACGUCGAAUCUCAACAGCUCCUAACGACAGCCAGCACGAGAUAAUGAGUACAAACAAGUCACUGACGAGACGUGCCAAGUACCAAGCUAGAGUUCUUAAGAAUUUUUCAGAUCAAUGGAGAAAAGAAUAUUUGCUAAGCAUCCGAGAAUCAUCAAGAGCACAGAACAGUGGGUCUAAUGUUAUAAGUGUAGGCGAUGUAGUCACCCUCAAGAACGAUAGUACAUCUCGUAUAUAUUGGAGGUUAGCCAAAGUAGAAAAUCUUCUUCGAAGUAAAGAUGGAGUUAUUCGUUCGGCAGAAGUCAGAGUUUUAAGUAAUGACAAUAAGAAAACUGUGGUCUUACGAAGGCCUAUUCAGCAUCUGAUUCCUCUAGAAGUCCAAGGUACAAGCAAAGUCCAAAGUAGCGAUGAAGUCCAAGAUGCGAGCGAAGUCCAAGUUACGAGCGAAAGUCAAAUUAUCGACGAAAUUAAAAAUUCGAGCGAAGCUCAAGGUACAAGCAAAGUCCAAACUAUGGAUGAAGUUCAAGAUACGAACGAAAUUAAGAGACAAAGUGACACUCGGCCAAGACGUAAAGCAGCUGUUAACGCAGAACUAAUUCGAAGGACUUAUCAAUGGAGAUAA
This is a messenger RNA of Dendronephthya gigantea, 5211 nucleotides long. RefSeq lists its product as uncharacterized. The record is from RefSeq and is a predicted model, not a curated record. Gene Ontology annotation, molecular function: nucleic acid binding. The transcript has 3 exons. Bases 1 to 5211 code for a protein of 1736 amino acids. Lineage: Eukaryota; Metazoa; Cnidaria; Anthozoa; Malacalcyonacea; Nephtheidae. Gene Ontology annotation, biological process: DNA integration.